CGGCAGGGCAGCAGAACUAUGAUCUCCUGGUGAUCGGCGGGGGAUCCGGCGGCCUGGCCUGUGCCAAGGAAGCCGCCCAGCUGGGGAGGAAGGUGGCCGUGGUAGACUACGUGGAACCUUCGCCCCGAGGCACUAGGUGGGGCCUCGGUGGCACCUGUGUCAACGUGGGCUGCAUCCCCAAGAAGCUGAUGCACCAGGCCGCGCUGCUCGGGGGCUGGAUCCGUGAUGCCCACCACUACGGCUGGGAGGUGGCCCAGCCCGUCCUGCAUGACUGGAAGAAGAUGGCGGAGGCCGUUCAGAACCACGUGAAGUCCUUGAACUGGGGACACCGCGUCCAGCUACAGGACAGAAAAGUCAAGUACUUGAACGUCAAAGCCAGCUUCGUCAGCGAGCACACAGUUCGUGGUGUCGCGAGAGACGGGAAAGAGACUCUGCUUUCCGCCGACCACAUCGUCAUUGCUACUGGGGGGCGACCCAGGUACCCCACGCACGUCGAGGGGGCCCUGGAGCACGGGAUCACUAGUGACGACGUGUUCUGGCUGAAGGAGUCCCCGGGGAAGACGUUGGUGGUCGGCGCCAGCUACGUGGCCCUGGAGUGCGCUGGCUUCCUCACCGGGAUCGGACUGGAUACCACCGUCAUGAUGCGAAGCAUCCCCCUCCGGGGCUUCGACCAGCAAAUGUCAUCGUUGGUCACGGAGUCCAUGGCGUCUCACGGCACGCGGUUCCUGAGGCGCUGCACGCCCUCCCGAGUUAGGAAGCUUGCAGACGGCCGGCUCCAGGUGGCCUGGCAGGACCACGCCGCUGGCAAGGAGGACACGGGCACCUUCGACACCGUCCUGUGGGCCAUCGGUCGGGCUCCUGAGACCAGAAGCCUGAAUUUGGAGAAGGCCGGAGUAAACACCAACCCCGAAAGUCAGAAGAUCCUGGUGGAUGCCCGGGAGGCCACCUCCGUCCCUCACGUGUACGCCAUUGGAGACGUGGCGGAGCCUGGCCCAGCGGCUCUUCGGCCAGUCCACGGACCUGAUGGACUACGACAACGUUCCCACGACCGUCUUCACCCCACUGGAGUAUGGCUGUGUGGGGCUGUCCGAAGAGGAGGCCGUGGCCCGCCACGGACAGGAACACGUGGAGGUUUAUCACGCGUAUUAUAAACCGCUGGAGUUCACGGUGGCCGAGCGGGACGCGUCCCAGUGUUACAUAAAGAUGGUGUGCCUGAGGGAGCCCCCACAGCUGGUGCUGGGCCUGCACUUCCUCGGCCCCAACGCGGGCGAAGUCACGCAAGGAUUUGCUGUGGGGAUCAAGUGUGGGGCCUCCUACGCGCAGGUCAUGCAGACGGUGGGCAUCCACCCCACCUGCUCUGAGGAGGUGGUCAAGCUGCGCAUCUCCAAGCGCUCGGGCCUGGACCCCACCGUGACGGGCUGCUGAGGGUAAGCCCCCAUCCCUGCCAGGCCACGGGCACGCGACGCACUGCCACCGGCACCAGGCUCCUCGGAGGCCAGAUCCAGGACCACCCAAGCUCCUGCCCUCCUGGAGCUCCGCCCCUCCUGGAGCUCCGCCCCUCCUGGAGCGCCCGCGAGAUGGCCUGUGUGGACCCGUGCCUCUGAACCGCCGGCCCGUGUGCCCUGCAGGGAUGGCUUGGGGUUCCAGCCCCUAUCCUGCGCCUCCCCACCACCUCCCUCCCCAGGCCCCCGAUGCCAGAUGAUGACGGCCUGGACAGAAACCCACCCUGUGGGCUGCCCAGUUCUGAACGCUCCCUGGUGUCUUUGGGGUGUAAAUAAAGAGACUGAUUUCCUGA
Molecule: messenger RNA, 1795 nt
Organism: Tupaia belangeri chinensis (Chinese tree shrew)
Lineage: Eukaryota; Metazoa; Chordata; Mammalia; Scandentia; Tupaiidae
Gene: TXNRD2
Product: thioredoxin reductase 2
Biological process (GO): cellular response to oxidative stress; glutathione metabolic process; cell redox homeostasis
Cellular component (GO): mitochondrion; cytosol
Molecular function (GO): glutathione-disulfide reductase (NADPH) activity; flavin adenine dinucleotide binding; thioredoxin-disulfide reductase (NADPH) activity
Source: RefSeq, a predicted model, not a curated record